CACCAGACAUAAAGCGCACUCAAGCUUUCCCUCAAACGCCUGCCAAGUCCUUCCCUUUUCGUUUCCCUCAUCUUUCUUUUCCCUUUUUAAGCUUCAUCGUCCGGCAUAUUGCUUCAAGGCCUUUCUGACCUCAUUCUCCUGCUGCACUUGAGGCCACCCAAAUCUCUCGAAGCAAUCUCAGUUGCAGGAUCUCUGAAACCUAUAUCAGGAGCUGAAAGAUCUUCAAAACCAAUCUCCAAAACUGCCACUUUUCUUAACAGAGACUUGAAUCUUUGAGAAAGUAUGGUGGUAUUAUCAAAUCCGGUACUAGACCAUCUGCCACUGACAAAGAACCAGAAGCCAACCAACUCUAUGUCUCUCCCCAUUAUAGACCUCUCCAUGUCAGAUAGUAAUACUAUGAUACUGAAGGCAUGUGAAGAAUUUGGUUUCUUCAGAGCCAUCAACCAUGGCAUCCCGAAGGAGCUCAUAUCAAGGUUGGAGGAGGAAACAGCUAAGUUCUUUUCACUCCCCUUGUCCGAGAAGGAAAAAGCAGGCCCUGCUAAACCAUUUGGUUAUGGCAACAGAAGAAUAGGGCCUAAUGGGGACGUUGGCUGGCUUGAGUACCUUCUCUUGCAAGCCCAUCCUCAAUUCAUUUCCCAGUUUUCGUUGCACGUUUCUAAGAAAACAAGUUCUUUCUGUGAGGCAAUCAAUGCAUACACAUUUGCAGUAAGGGGUUUGGCUUGUCAAAUACUUGAACAGAUAGCAGAGGAAUUGAAAAUUGAACCAAGGAAUACCUUCAGCCAGUACUUGAUGGACAAACAGAGUGACUCUGUUUUCAGGCUGAAUCAUUACCCACCAUGUCCAGCUUUGGUAGAUCUGAAGUACAAGCUGAUUGGUUUUGGGGAGCACACUGAUCCACAGAUACUAACAGUCUUGAGAUCAAACAACACAGCUGGUCUAGAGAUAUGCUUGAGAGAUGGCAGUUGGCUUCCUGUCCCUCCCGACCCUAAUUCAGUUAUCGUCAAUGUUGGUGAUGCCAUGCAGGCUCUUACAAAUGGAAAGUUCAGGAGCGUGAAGCACAGAGUUGUGGCUAAUAGCAAGAAGUCUAGACUGUCGAUGAUUUAUUUUGGCGCCCCCUCCCUGACUGCAAAGGUGGCACCAUUGCCGUUGUUCUUAAGAGGAGAAAAGGCUAUAUAUCAAACGUUUACUUGGUAUGAAUACAAGAAAGCUGCUUAUGCAUCAAGGUUAUCAGACAAUAGGCUUGAUUUAUUUAGAACAGAAGAGAAAGAAGCAGGUGACACAGCAUAAAGUUCUACAAUGCAUAUUUUUGUUCCUCACCUUUCUUAUCUUCAUUUCCUUUUUUCGUGCAUCUUUUUGGGGAUGAAGGAUAUCGUUGUUCUAAUGGUAAAACACUUGCCUAAAAAGGACAAGGAAAAGUAGUUAUUAUGUUUCUCAGGAAAAUGUAUCUAGCAUCUCAAUAAUGAGAUUUUAAUAUUCUUUUAUUGCUUGUGGGGUUUUUUUUUUAAAAAAAAAAAUUCGGUUGGGUCCGAGGGAGGCACAUCAAGCAUCAGCUUGUUUUCUUUUUAUUUCUUAGAGGGAUACUGUGAUCACGUAUCUGGACCCUGACCAGAAGCAGCAGAUAACCUGGAAAUUUUAUUAAAUUCAGUAAAUGCUCUGAAUUCUCUUCUGACUUGAUGCAAUCGAGAAGCGCCAUCCCUAUGAUGAUGGGAACCAAAAUCAUCUUUGCAGAAGAUCACCUGAAGAGCCAUUGAUUGAAAUAACCUGCUUCUCUCAGCAGCAUAAGGUCUUGAGUGUCUUCAAUUGGAGGAACCUGUUUUCAUGCUCCCACAAAGCGGAAACUUUUCCCUUAAACUUUGGCAGAAGAAAUGCCCACCUCAUGGCUGGAAGGCAUUGAGAUGAAGCACCAGAACGAGAAGAAUCCAAUUCACUACUCUGCUGAUCUGCCCAUUUUAUUGGAAGGCGAAGGUGUAAACGCAAGUUGCCCGGUAACAGAAUUAAAUUUGUUUUUCUGGAUUGCCUGUAAUAUUCUUCAUAAAGGAUGACAGAGUGCCCCUGAUCCCGAAUCCAUUUGAUCCUGCUUCUCCCACCCACAACAAAGGAAAGGAAAAGGUGUGAAUUUGGAAGCAUUCUUGAGAAGUGAGAGCUCACGGACUAAAUUCCCACUUUGAAUUUGUUCUUUUCAUUAAAGUUUUAGAAGCGUUAGUGGUCUAUUUCUUGUCA
Molecule: messenger RNA, 2220 nt
Organism: Nymphaea colorata (pocket water lily)
Lineage: Eukaryota; Viridiplantae; Streptophyta; Magnoliopsida; Nymphaeales; Nymphaeaceae
Product: gibberellin 2-beta-dioxygenase 1-like
Exons: 3
Coding region: 283-1287 (334 amino acids)
Biological process (GO): gibberellin catabolic process; response to light stimulus
Source: RefSeq, a predicted model, not a curated record